AUGAGUUUAGAUAUUGAAGAACUUAAUUUGGAUAUCGAAGAACUUUUAUCAGAUUCAGAUGAGGAGGAUUUUCAACAAUUAAUGACAAUUUAUAUUAACUUCAAGAAUAAUGGAUUUCUUAAAAAGAAACCCCGCUUGCAAAGGAUUUCAAAGUUAACUGGUCAUCAAUAUAUUCAACAUUCUUUGGACACAAUUCAUCGUCAUUUUCGGAGGGUCUUGUAUGCCAUAUCUUCUUUGUCGAAGCAUUUGAUCAUUCCUCCACCAUUUGAUGAAGCUCCUCCAGAGAUAAAAAAUAAUCCAAGAUAUUAUCCGAUAUUCAAGGAUUGUAUUGGAGCUAUUGAUGGAACUCAUGUAUCAGCACGUGUACCGCAAGAUCAACAAAUUCCAUAUCGGGGGAAAAAAGUUGCGCCUACGAUGAACGUAAUGUGUGCUUGCUCAUUUGACAUGAAAUUCACAUUUGUGAUGGUUGGAUGGGAAGGUACGGCAAAUGAUUCAAGAAUCUUUUGGGAAACGAUUACAAAUAUAGAACAAACUAAGUUUCCAAUGCCUCCGAGGAGGAAAUAUUAUCUAAUUGACUCGGGGUACACAAAUAUGCCUGGCUUUCUUUCACCGUAUCGUGGAGAACGGUAUCAUUUGCGUGACUACAGGGGAACAACGAGCCCACAAGGUCCAGAGGAGAUAUUUAAUUAUACACAUUCUUCAUUGCGUAAUGUUAUUGAAAGAUGUUUUGGGGUGUUGAAAGCUAGAUUCCCCAUUCUCAGAGACAUGCCUCAGUAUGAUUUAAAAAGACAAAAGUAUAUUAUUUUGUCAUGCUGUGUUGUCCACAAUUUUAUAAAAAUGUGCAAGGAUGGAGAUCCCUUGUUCAUACAUUAUGCAGAUGAAAACGUAGAACUUGAAGAUGAAGGAAUACUCAAUGGCUCUGAAGAAUUAGCGACUCCUAGUGUUAGUCAAAAUAAACUUCGUCGAAUGGGCAAGUUUCGAGAUCGUUUAGCAAAACGUUUGUGGGAAAGACAAACUUCACAAUGAAGUCACUGUUUAGAGACUAACAGUACAUGGUAUUUGACUAUUUCUUUUUGGUUGUGUUACUUUUUUGUAGGUUUUUUAUUUGAGUUAUGUUAUGGCGUU
This is a messenger RNA of Spinacia oleracea (spinach), 1125 nucleotides long. RefSeq lists its product as uncharacterized. NCBI's taxonomy places the organism in Eukaryota, Viridiplantae, Streptophyta, Magnoliopsida, Caryophyllales, Amaranthaceae. The record is from RefSeq and is a predicted model, not a curated record. Bases 1 to 1026 code for a protein of 341 amino acids. The transcript has 3 exons.